AGACGUUCUGCCAAGAAGACCUUCCUUUCAGUCCAGAAUGGUGGAAGAGAUGUGAGAUACUCUGCAGUUGUCAGCCCUACGAGGAUCGAUGAUCACCUCGAAUGCAGGGCUCCUCAUAACUCGCGGAAGCACCGUGAUCUCUGACCUUAUAGUCCUAACUGUGACUGUACAACAUGUAGUUCCCAACCCGUGGUCGUUGUUGAAAGUGACACACCGCAGACAGCCAUUUGCACACAUAUUGCUCAGAGAUGGACUCUUGUAUUUUGCGACAUUGACGAUGCUGAGCGUGAUUGAGAUCUUUUUAGGGCAGUUCUUAGUAGAGUGGAUGAACGCUGUCCCUCCCUUCAUCUCGAUGAUAUCAACAAUAUUCGUCUCUCGCUUUAUCCUGGACCUUCGUGUGUGUGCGGCUUCUCCUGUCGUGGGGCUAGGCUCAACAGAGAGCCUCACACUCGGGGAUUCCAUAUCGAGCUCAUUGGUCUUCGCGGAGUUCUCCCAUAUCACACCUAUGGAACUCCCGGAUGCGACACUGGAUGAGCUUGGAAAUGACGGUGAUGCUGACGACGAUGAUCGCAUGUCCGACGUCGGAUUGAGUUCUUGUGGUGACGAGACCCUUUCGGAGCGCCAAGAAAUGGAGUCACGGCGAAUGCAGUAGUAGCAAGAGGGGAUGCGGCACCAUACUAAAGGCGUCUGCGCAAACUCCGAGCCGUGUUCGGAGUGAAUCUUCUGUGCCGAUAGGUAAUGGAUAUAACAACAACUCACGUUUGGAAUGAGGCUACAGCUGACUAUCGCUUCCCUCACGCAGUGAGAUUGUGAGGGCCACGGA
This is a messenger RNA of Rhodofomes roseus, 823 nucleotides long. RefSeq lists its product as uncharacterized. The coding region runs from base 89 to 652 and encodes 187 amino acids. The transcript has 7 exons. The record is from RefSeq and is a predicted model, not a curated record. Lineage: Eukaryota; Fungi; Basidiomycota; Agaricomycetes; Polyporales; Fomitopsidaceae.